UGUCAACCCCACCAAUGCGUCUGGUUACUUGUUGGUAGCUGGACUCAACCUCUGACAAAUCAAUCGCCACAGUCGAAUCUAAAUAUGGACGGUGCUUUCCGGAAAAUCAAUAUCGACCUGCUCGAGGAGGACGUGCUGCUCCCUUCCGACCUCUAUGAUCCCGACCCAAGGGGUGUUGAGGGGGUUUUGGCAGAUGCGAAGAACAGGAGUGGGGAAGUUCGAGGUCUCGUAUCAAAGGGUGACAUCGCGUCGGCUUUGAACGUUAUCCUCACCGAUUGCCCUUACGGUGAGGACGUAGACGAAGCCAAGGACAUAACGACAUCUGCCCUGCUCUUGAUCCUGAACUCGACCCGGUCGACCGAUAUCAGCAAUCUCGUCAAGGGGUUGAGCGGCGAUCACCAGGACCGCCUUAUGGCAUACCUAUACAAAGGGAUGGCCAACUUGGGCGAGAAGAGCGAGAUCAGCGGUUCGGUCCUGUUGUCGUGGCACGAAAAGCUGACCGAGGUCGCCGGCGUCGGCUGCAUCGUCCGUGUCAUGACCGAUCGCCGCAUCGUUUGAAGGACGUCUCGGCAAACGCCGCGUCCCUCUCCGAUCUCUGUUGUAUUGUGGUAUACGAAACG
This is a messenger RNA of Filobasidium floriforme, 620 nucleotides long. RefSeq names its product actin-related protein 2/3 complex subunit 5. The transcript has 5 exons. Lineage: Eukaryota; Fungi; Basidiomycota; Tremellomycetes; Filobasidiales; Filobasidiaceae. The record is from RefSeq and is a predicted model, not a curated record. The coding region runs from base 85 to 558 and encodes 157 amino acids. Gene Ontology annotation, cellular component: actin cytoskeleton; Arp2/3 protein complex; cytoplasm. Gene Ontology annotation, biological process: regulation of actin filament polymerization; Arp2/3 complex-mediated actin nucleation. Gene Ontology annotation, molecular function: actin filament binding.